AUGAACGGAGAAUCAGUGAGGGAAAAGAAUGACCAUUUUCGUGGCUAUCGGAAGAGGGGAAGACAAGAACUGAGAAAGAUUAAAAGAUCUUCUGUAAGAAGAACUAAAGACGAAAGUGUGAACGAAGUGGACCACGUAGCGGAUGAGAUUGUCCACAGUACUGGUGAGGAUAAAAUAUCUGAUAUUGGCAGCGAGGAGGAUAAUCUUGAUGUCGAGGAUGAGGAAGGAAAAAAGGAAAAAGUCUAUGACGCUUUAUUGACUAUUCUCAAAUCCGAACAUCCAGAGCCAAAGAGAAGGAAGACACAGGCUGACGAAGACAAUAAAGCUGCUGCCAAACCCGCAGGAAAUGAGAAUGUUAAUGUAGAAUAUGAACCAGUAGACGAGCAAUUAGAGAUAGAAAAUGGUCUUUUAGGUGAUCGAGAAGAUGAUAACGACGAUGACAGCAAUGAGAAUGAAAAGGAUGAUAUGGACAGUGAAGAUGAACAAGAUCCUUUUGAGUCGCACUUUAAUCAAGUUUCAGAGAAAUACGUUGAUGAUUUAUCUAAUGCUUUCAAGUCCAAAAGCAUAAAAUACAAAUCUGUCAAGGCCUCACUAGGCGACGACGAAUCAUACAUAUACGCCAAACCAUUCAUGGUUGGUGAGGAAGCCUUAGUUGAAAGCCCAUACAGAUCGUCUUCCAUAUAUUCUUACUUUUUGAAACAAAGACUGAAAGUUCAAAAUGGCCUGCUAGAUAAAAAAAUUGAUCCAUUGACUUGCAUGCAAAAAAAAUUAAUAGACCCCAUGUUUCAGUACAAAGACAUAUUAUACGAGUAUGAUUCCUAUGAAAAGGAUGAAAGUGAGUACAGAGAUCUGUAUGCUUUACACGUAUUAAAUCACAUUUACAAGACAAGAGAUAGGAUUUUGAAGAACAAUCAAAGAUUGCAGGAUAACCCAGACACUGAACACCUAGAUCAAGGUUUCACAAGGCCGAAAGUGCUAAUUGUGGUUCCUACAAGAGAAGUAGCGUACCGUGUCGUUGAUAAGAUAAUUUCAAAGUCUGGUAUAGAUCAAGUUGAUAAGAAAGGGAAAUUCUAUGACCAAUUCCGAGAUGACUCCUUACCCCCAGAAUCCAAACCAAAAUCUUUUCAACAUAUAUUCAAAGGGAACACCAGUGAUUUCUUUGUUGUUGGCCUCAAGUUCACGAGAAAGGCUAUAAAGCUUUAUAGUAAUUUCUAUCAGUCUGACAUCAUUAUAUGCUCACCGCUGGGUAUUCAAAUGAUCUUGGAAAACACGGAUAAAAAAAAGAGGCAGGAUGAUUUCUUGUCAUCAAUAGAGUUAAUGGUGAUUGAUCAGUUACAUUCAAUAGAAUACCAAAAUAUAUCUCAUAUUUUCACUAUCUUUGACCAUAUUAACAAAAUUCCGGACCAACAACACGAAGCUGAUUUUAGCAGAAUUAGGAUGUGGUAUAUUAACGAACAAGCUAAGCUCUUCAGACAGACAAUGGUGUUUACAAAGUACAUCUCACCAGCGGCUAAUUCAUUAAUCAAUGGAAGAUGUUGUAACAUGGCAGGCAGGUGGAAGAACCAUAAGGUAAUAGGAUCAGAAAGUUCCAGUAUUGGACAAUUGGGUUUAAAGGUCAGACAAAUCUUUCAAAGAUUUGACAUUAUUGGAAAUUCCAUUAUCGAAGAGCCUGAUUACAGGUUUAAAUUUUUUACAAGUGUCAUUAUUCCAAGUAUUGUCAAAUCCGUAGGGUAUGAAGAUGGAAUAUUGGUUUAUAUCCCAGAUUAUACAGACUUUAUCCGCAUAAGAAACUAUAUGAAGGAAAAGACAACAAUAUUGUUUGGCGAUAUAAAUGAGUAUUCAAAUCAAAGACAACUUAAUGCCAAUAGAUCACUAUUUCAACAGGGGCGCUUGAAAGUAAUGUUAUAUACAGAAAGGUUGCAUCAUUAUAGACGUUAUGAGAUCAAAGGUGUGAAGAGCGUUGUAUUUUAUAAGCCUCCAAACAAUCCCGAGUUUUACAAUGAAACUGUCAGAUUUAUUGGCAAGAAUGCCUUUUUAGGUAAUACUGAUUUGAACAUAUCCACUGUUAGAUGCAUUUAUAGUAAACUUGAUGGUCUUUCACUCGAAAGAAUUGUGGGUACUAAAAGGGCAGCUGUACUAUCACACGCACAAAAGGAAGUAUAUGAGUUCAAAUGA
Saccharomyces mikatae IFO 1815 is the source of this 2175-nucleotide messenger RNA. It is a transcript of the gene UTP25, whose product is annotated as rRNA-binding ribosome biosynthesis protein UTP25. The transcript has a single exon. Gene Ontology annotation, cellular component: nucleolus; small-subunit processome. The coding region runs from base 1 to 2175 and encodes 724 amino acids. The record is from RefSeq and is a predicted model, not a curated record. NCBI's taxonomy places the organism in Eukaryota, Fungi, Ascomycota, Saccharomycetes, Saccharomycetales, Saccharomycetaceae. Gene Ontology annotation, biological process: maturation of SSU-rRNA from tricistronic rRNA transcript (SSU-rRNA, 5.8S rRNA, LSU-rRNA). Gene Ontology annotation, molecular function: U3 snoRNA binding; rRNA binding.